Eublepharis macularius is the source of this 2329-nucleotide messenger RNA. RefSeq names its product transcription factor AP-4 (gene TFAP4). The record is from RefSeq and is a predicted model, not a curated record. Gene Ontology annotation, cellular component: nucleus. Gene Ontology annotation, molecular function: DNA-binding transcription factor activity, RNA polymerase II-specific; RNA polymerase II cis-regulatory region sequence-specific DNA binding; protein dimerization activity. Gene Ontology annotation, biological process: regulation of transcription by RNA polymerase II. The transcript is spliced from 7 exons. The coding region runs from base 183 to 1139 and encodes 318 amino acids. NCBI's taxonomy places the organism in Eukaryota, Metazoa, Chordata, Lepidosauria, Squamata, Eublepharidae.
GCUCGCACCAGCUGUUUCCCGCCUUGAGAGAGAGCGAGACACACACACACACACACACUCGCGCACGCAGGCAGGCACACUCGCUUGCGCGCACACACUCACUCCCUCGCCGCCCGCACGCGCCCCGCCGCCGCCGCCUCCCGUGCCGCCGCACGCUCCCGGCCCCGAUCCCCGGGCCGGGCAUGGAGUACUUCAUGGUGCCCGCGCAGAAGGUGCAGUCGCUGCAGCACUUCAGGAAAUCCGAGAAGGAGGUGAUCGGCGGGCUCUGCAGCCUGGCCAACAUCCCACUGACCCCAGAGACCCAACGGGACCAGGAGCGGCGGAUACGCAGGGAGAUUGCCAACAGCAACGAGCGACGGCGCAUGCAGAGCAUUAAUGCUGGCUUCCAGUCGCUGAAAACCCUCAUCCCACACACGGAUGGGGAGAAGCUUAGCAAGGCAGCUAUUCUUCAGCAGACAGCAGAAUACAUCUUCUCUUUGGAGCAGGAGAAGACCCGCUUGCUUCAGCAAAAUGCACAGCUCCGGCGGUUCAUCCAGGAGUUCAGUGGUUCCUCCCCUAAGCGGCGGAGAGCAGAAGACAAGGAUGAGGGCAUCGGGUCGCCAGAUAUCUGGGAGGAUGAGAAGGCUGAAGACCUGCGCCGGGAGAUGAUUGAGCUCCGCCAGCAACUGGACAAGGAGCGCUCGGUCCGGAUGAUGCUGGAGGAGCAGGUGCGCUCUCUGGAGGCUCACAUGUACCCCGAGAAGUUGAAAGUGAUUGCUCAGCAGGUGCAGAUCCAGCAACAGCAAGAGCAGGUGAGGGAGCAGCAGAGCCACACCCAGCUCUUGCCUGUGCAUGGUCCUCCAGCGCCCACCCACCACCCAACUGUGAUUGUGCCAGCACCACCACCCUCUCACCAUGUCACCGUGGUAACCAUGGGCCCAUCCUCCGUGAUCAACACUAUCUCUACAUCCAGGCAGAAUCUGGAUACCAUCGUUCAGGCCAUCCAGCACAUUGAGGGGACGCAGGAGGAGGAGCAACGGCGUGCCGUCAUUGUGACCCCCGUCCGAGCGAGCCUCGACCCAUCCAACUCGGACACAGCCUCUGAGUCAGAGGCAGAAGAAAGCGACACCAUGGAGCACAGCAAGGCUGAGAUGCCCUGACACCUGCCUGGCAACGGGGUGAGGGCGGGCAGGUGUGGGAUUAAGAGGGGACUUCAGAGGAAUAUGCUGAAAUUUUUACAAAAUACCAUGAAAUUUGGGUCUCUUUUAUGACCCUUCAAUACUGUAAAUGGGAGCGUUAGAACCUGGACAGCCAAAAGCUCACCUCUUCAGUUCAAAGCAAGCCAAGGGGUGGGGGUGGGGUGGGGGAAUGUGACAUUCGUCAAAGACCUGUUCUGCGUGUGGAGGUGGGACAAAUCUGGAACCCGACACUCUGAGGCUGUGAACUUUUCCUGCAGGUUCCUGUGAAUUGCCUGUGGCCUUGCACUCCAAUGUGGUUCUGAGCCCCAGCUGGUGUGUCCCUUGGAGAUGUACUUCCUGGGCCUUGAUCCCCUCUCCAUAGUUGGAUUUUGAAAAGGCUCCAUGAAAAUUGCCCGCCUGGUGGUGGUCCCUCAUUGAAGAGCUCUGAGCUACUCUGGAGUUCCACCAAAGUAGCAAUCCUGCCUCAGUGUCCGUUUGUAGAGGCAAGAGGCUGGGGGUAGGCUAGUGGGGGGUUCUGUCCUGCUAUGCACCCCCCCCCACAAGGAAACAAGGAGUGGGUUGCGGUUCUGGUGGCUCUCCUCUGGCCUUGUGGACCUUUUUCUUGCACCCCAGUGGCCUCUGCAUCAUGGUGGGACGAUGAACUUCCCUCCGUUCUCAGGGGUCGGUUCAGGUUUCAGACCUUUUCCACAGUCUGGGAGGGGGUGUCCCGUUAAGGUUACACCAUCCUAGGGGGUGGGCCAAGGUCAGCCUCACUCUUGCGUUUCUCCCCCAUGGAUUAUUUCCUCCUUUUGAAGCACUUAAUCCGUUCCGUGGGUCCGACGGGUCAUGUGAGCAUUUCUGUUCUGUGAGCGCUGCGUUUUGUUGUGUCCCGAUUCCCUCCAGCCCUCCCCCCCCCAUUUUGGCUAUAGAUCUAGGCCAGUGUUAUUUAGAGCCUGGUGGUAUUUGAUAGGUUCCUCCCCAGCCUCAGCUGUUUCUCAGUACUUUUGUUUGUUUUGUUUUUUGGGGGGGGGUUGUUUUGUUCUUUGGGUUUUUUUUACAAUUUUCAGGUCUUCGUGUUCAUUGAGAUGCUAUUAUAUUUUGUUAAGAAAGUGGGAAAAAGAGGCUUGUGCCUUUGUAAAGAAACAAAAUAAAGUUUGUACUUUGUUUUUUAA